This is a messenger RNA of Polychytrium aggregatum, 1998 nucleotides long. Its product is annotated as regulator of chromosome condensation 1/beta-lactamase-inhibitor protein II. Lineage: Eukaryota; Fungi; Chytridiomycota; Chytridiomycetes; Polychytriales. Gene Ontology annotation, biological process: mitochondrial respiratory chain complex III assembly. The transcript is spliced from 6 exons. The coding region runs from base 64 to 1896 and encodes 610 amino acids. Gene Ontology annotation, cellular component: mitochondrial inner membrane. The record is from RefSeq and is a predicted model, not a curated record.
UGAUCGUUUGGCCAACAAACCGUCGCCGUCCCCUCAGAUCGCCAUCCCCCAAAGCCAUCGAGCAUGAAUUCGGCUCUACUGAACCACCCUGCUGUGCGGCUCUCGGGGCGGAUCGCCAGGCGCCGCUCGCCCGUAUCGCUCGCAUCCCGCUGCUUCAGCGCCGAAACCGACAAAGCCGCAAGCCAUCGCCCUGAUCCCGCAGCCGUGCGCAAGCCAGUCAUCGGCGAGACGCCUAAUCCCAAAAACUACACCAGCCCCCAUCCGUUCUUCCCAAAAUACUCCACGAGGGAUCGACUGCUGAGCUUUGCGAUUGGCGCCGCUGCCGUGGGCUUGACCUGCUUCUAUGCCAUCCGCAACGACGAGGAGGCGGAGCAGCCCUCGGCAGCGCUGCUGGAAUCCUCAACUGUCUCGAUGGAUCAGUGGCACAGUAUUGCCGAGAGCCGACAGUAUCCAGGUGUCUACGUCUGGGGAAACAACAACUUUGGCAUCGUUGCUCCCGAAUCGGACCAGGCGGUUUUGAAGGUUCCAGCAGCUCUGAAGGCCUUUGAAGGAAAGGUGCUGCGACAUCUGGCUGUCACCGAGAAGCAUGCAGCCGCGAUUGAUGAGUACGGCAACCUGCUCCAGUGGGGAGACGGAUAUCAUGGCCAGGACCUUUCCAGAGGCAACCGCAGCGACCCCGGUGCGCUCUCCGAGACCGAUCUGGCUCCCGAGAUUACUCUGAAGGGCAAGAAUCUGGUCCAAGUGGCAUGCAGCUCGAACGUCGUUUAUGCGCUUUCCAAGUCUGGCCAGGUCUAUGCCGUCAGCGCACGCAGACAAGCUCAGAAAGACAGCGCUUCCAGCCAGGCUUCGCCGUCGCUUUGGAGCUGGCUUGGCGGCCAGCAGCAGAGUUGCACGCCCGUUAAUCUUCCUAACGGCAUCUCGGACAAAGUCGUGACGAUUGCUGCUGGUGAAAACCACCUCGUCGCCAUCUCAUCGCGAGGCCAGGCCUUCGUACUGCCGACAAACCAAUACGGAAACUCCAAGGGCCAGCUCGGCCUCAACCACACCUUCCUGCCGUCCAACUUUGCCCCCUCAGGCACCAAUGCUUCGCCAUUUCGACCUGACAGCUGCACUGUCUUCUCCAAGGUUGAGUCGCUCGCAGGGAUAGAGUUUGUUCAGGCCGCUUGUGGGGCCGAGCACACGCUCUUGAGGAGCCGAGACGGUCGAGUCUUUGGAUUCGGAUCCAAUUCGUCCGGGCAACUCGGAACUGGCCCCCUGCAGGACAAGGUCGAGAAGCCUAUCCAGAUCGAAACCAUUUGGAACCGUGGGCCCCGCACGUCUGCUAAGCCUCUGGAUGCUGAAUGCACCCAGGUUGCCGCCGCUGGCCAGUCAAGCGUGUUUGUAGUGGAUCGGGCAGAGUCGUCGGAAGUUAUGGUGUGCGGCAUAGGCCAGCUUGGUCAACUUGGCAACGGCAACUUGAAUCAUGUCUCACUCUACCCUGUGCUUGUCCGAGCGCUCUCCGAUCUCAAGGAGUACUCUGAGAAGGACCAGUGCGUCAAGCCCAUUCGUGUGAUUCAGAUUGCCUGUGGUGGAGAUCACAACGCCGCCGUCUUGGGCACCGCCAGCGACACCUCCGACAUUGGCCGCGACGUUCUUAUGUGGGGCGCCAAUAACUGGAACCAGCUGCGGCGCAUUGACGGCAAACAAGGCCAUGCCCCAACGCCAAUGUGGAUCAAGCCCAUCCACUACGGCAAGCUCCACGAGGUUGCUGUCGACAAGGAUGCGGAGCCUUUGGGCCGCCUUCAGUUGGCUCCAUUGGGCUCAGUCAAAGUUGAUGGAAAGCGCAAUGUGCGGAAUGUGCGCCAGGAAAUCGUUUGUGGGCCAGGCUACACCAUGGUCUAUUACAGGGUAAUCUAAGCACUUACAGCGUACCCAAAGCGAAACGGGGCGCCCUGUUUGAGGCAGAACCGUAGUUUUUGCUCUGGGCCCUGAAUACACAUUUGCUCGCCGCUAUCAUGA